Mytilus trossulus (common blue mussel) is the source of this 4911-nucleotide messenger RNA. Its product is annotated as glutamine-rich protein 2-like. The transcript has 20 exons. The coding region runs from base 247 to 3318 and encodes 1023 amino acids. NCBI's taxonomy places the organism in Eukaryota, Metazoa, Mollusca, Bivalvia, Mytilida, Mytilidae. The record is from RefSeq and is a predicted model, not a curated record.
CUCUGAAAUGUGGUAAAUAAUUAAAUUUUUUUUUUUAAACUCUGAUAUUUAAGAGCAGAGACUGUACAUUAUGGAAAGUAUAGCCCGAUAUUUUUAAGAACGUAAACCGGAAGUAAUUGCGCAGUGAUCUUGUACACAACAUGGUUUCCAGCGGUGUACACAAACUGGUCUGGUAUUGAAAAAAAAUGGAAUAACUUUUUAAUAUGUAAUUUCUUGUAUGUGUCAGUGAGAAAAUCAAAAAAGAAAAUGCCUUGCACAAAGGUUAACCUCUCCCAAAUGGUCGAUCUGGCCUUGGGAUCACCAGAAGUAGGUUCUGUAAAUUUCAAUGUUCUUCACACAUUACUGCAUGCUAUGCUAAAACGUCUAAAUAUUGUAGACGUACAAGCGGAUAUAAAUGAAUUUGAUCGGGAUUUUUUGUCAGCAUCUAAAGCUAGGGAGUUAUCAGUGUUAAGUGAUGUUGACAGUGGACGAGGAGAGGAUACAGAAGACACUCUCAGUGAGAGGUCGUCCGCUAUGCCUACUCCUAGUACAGGGAGGAAAACACCUUAUCAUCAUCUUGAGAUUAAGGUUGCUAAAUUACAGGAACAACUUGAUAACAUUACAUCUGUUCCAUCAAAUCAAGAUUUGUUCGAAAAGGCAAAAACACAAUAUGCAGAAAAACCAAUUGGUGAAAUGUGGAUGAAUAUGCAGUUGAUGAGCCGUGUGGAAACCAAUGAAAAAGGCAUUGCAAAGUGUAUGUCAAUGAUUGAAGACAUGAUGAAAGAAAUGCAGUCAUUGAAAGAUGCUAACAAAAAUCUUAUGGAUAAAGUAAAAGGGUUGAACAUUGAUGAUUUGUUGAAGAGAUUAAAAGAUUUGGAAUCCAAAAUGAAUGAUAUGAAUGACCGAUUUAACUUAUUGCCUUCGCCUGACGAUUUUGCUCAGUUUGUUACUUGGGCAGGAUUAGAGGAUGCUCUUAGUGGUAUUAAAAAAGACUGGGAAAACAUGCAGCAGCCGCCAUCAGAACGAGUUGUUAUAGAAAUGUCUAGUCAAACAGAAGCUAAACGACAAUUUAAGCCAUCCAGACCAGCCUCCUCUCGCCCAGGUACUCGUAUGAGCUCAGGAUCAACAGGCCCAUCGGAAACACUACUGGAAAUCUUAGAAAAACUAGGUAGACUUAGUGAGAGUCAUGAUUCAUUGACCAAACGAGUGGAGAUUUUAGAGGAGGAAUUGAAAAACAAAUUAGACAAAGGUGCCUUGGAUAACCUCAAUGUUUCAUCAGACCUUCUGGAACAACUUCAGCAACUUAAACAGGAAGUGGAUGCUCUAGCAGCAGCAAGAGAAAAGCUAGGCGGAGAAUCUGUUGCUAACACAAUGUAUGCUGUUGUAAGAGCAGCGAAAAAAUUUAAAGAAAAAAGAAGUGUAUCAUUUGCUGAGAGUAGUGAUGAUUCAGGGCUAGAAGCAAAAGAGGCAUCAAGUGCUGAACUUCUCUUGUUACAACACGAAAAAGAAAUGCAAGCAAUAGCAAUGGAGAGUCUUAAGACGAAGGUAGAAUCUUUAGAGGAUAGAUUGAAACUGCUCCAGGAUAUGGUUAUGGGUGACAAUGCCUACCAGAAUAACGUGGCUGAUCUCAAAACAUGGCUGACAGAUAUGGAGAAUCGGCCCGACCCAUUAGAAGGUUUGAUGUCAGAAAGUUCAAGUGAACGAGAGAGUACACCAGUAGAAGUAAUAACAAAGAAAAGUGAAUUAAAAAUUGAAGAUCCAAGUGAUUUUGAACAAGACAUGAUGGAUAUAUUUUCAAAAGAUCCAGGUCAUCGUGACAGCUCUGAAGGUUCAACUGUUAUAGUAGGAGAUAUAGUUAUUAGUAACACCAAGCUUAGAAUAUUAGCAUAUGUUCUAAAUGAUCAGCUUCACACUGUGAGAGAUAAGAUAUUCACUCUUGAUCAAGAGUUAAAAAAAAUGGCUAAGGGAGUAGAGUUUGCUCUUUUAAGAGCAAAAGUAGCGGGAAUGGGUGAAAUGGACAGUGAUGCCCUCAGCAGAGCACAGGCAGCAAUCCAGCAACUACAAGCUGAAGUUGAGAAACUUCAUGGAACAACCAAGGAUAUCCUCGAAGAAAAUUCAAGCAGAGCUAAAGAAAUUGAGAAACUAUUUGCCUAUUGUGACAGACUUCAAGAGGAGAAGGCUGACAAGGAUUUCGUCCAAUCAGAAAUGGAUGUUAAAGCAGACAAGAGGUCAUUGGACAACAAGGUCAACCAUUCUUUGUUUGAUACAACAACUAACGAUAUCAACAAGAUGAUUAAAGAAAUAUUGGAUAAACUUGCAGGAAAUGAGGAAGCUUGGAACCACCAGUGCAAGGUGUUUACUGAAGAUAUUGAUAGCAAACUGGAUCGCUUAGAACUAGAUCCACUUAAAGAAUGGUUAGAAAGUCGUCUGAAGGCCUUGAAUGAGAAACUGAAGAAACAAAAUCAAGCACCUGUAGAAUGGUCUGAAGAUGAUGCUGCUGGAAUUAGAAGACAACUUAUACAGAAAUUCCAUUGUAUAUCAUGCGAUAGGCCAGUAGAUAUUGUGCCAACAGGGCCAGUACCAUCAUUACCAACUCAUAAUGGACUACACCCCACCAGAUCACCUAGGCCUUACACUACUUUCGAAUUAGACCAGAUAAGACAACAUGCUAAGAGACCUCCUGUAGGUAGAAACAACAUUAAUUUUGAACGUGCAUUGGCUGAAAAACAGUUAGCCAGAAUGCGUAAAUCUGAUCUGAAAGCAUUUCUAGUUCAUUUUGGCCAAGAUCUUGAAGCCCUUCAACAACAGAAAGAUGCUUUGCUUUAUGCAAAUUCUGAAAUAGCGGACUACUAUGCAACAUCAAGAUCAUGUGGAGGUCAACACACAACUACAUUCCCACAAAAACGCAUAACAAAGUUGUCACAUCUAAGCCACUUAUUCAGGGAGGAAGAGCAGACUACCAACAUUUAUCCACUGUACAAGGAAGAAGUAGAUGUACAAGGUGCCGAUGGAAACAUUUAUAAAGGAAGGAUGGGUCGUAUUGAAGCUAAACUACCUGUAAUGCAAAAGGAGAGAAGCAUGGUGCAGAGACUAGACAAAAGUCCUCAACCAAUGAGACAACAAAUAACACGAGUAGCAAGACCAGCUUCGGCAAAACACUCUCCAAGGCCACCAUCCAGCAAAGGUGGCUCACGGCCACAAUCAGCACAUCCAUCAGCUUCACAGCAGGAAGUACCAGCGAACGAGUCAUCACACACCACUCCUGCCCCGUCUCAAUCUCCUGUACCCCCGGAGGACAUACCACAACAGCAGUCUAUAGAAAUCCCAGCCGAGAGCUGAGCCGACUGAAGAUAUUGUAGAAGUGUAGUUAACUAACUAGUUAUAACUGCUAAUUAUUAUAUCAGUUUUAUAAGAACGUUUUAGAAACAUGUGAAAUGUUCUAAUGUGAGUGAUGUAGUUCUAUGCAAAGUACUGAAUUCUUCAUCUUUUAAUAAUAUACUUUCUAGAUAUCAAAUUUUUACAGCUUUCGAGGAAAUUUAUUAUUGUUAAGCACCUUGUUCAUUUAAUUUACUAUUUAUUUAGGUAAUCAUUUUAAUGAUGAAGAAUUGACAUGGUAUAUGUUAUGUAUAUUUUUCUUAUAAUUGUCUAGAUCUCUCUUGCUGUAUUUUAUCCUAACACUUAUGAAGGGCAUUGGUUGUUUUUUGAAAAAAUUACUUUGUUAUCGGAGCAGAAUCUAUCAUUGGUAUAUAAAGAGCAAGAUACCUUUUUGAUGGGGUUAGAGACAGUGUCAGAUGUUUAAUUAUGGAAAUUGAAAGAUAUUUUUGAAAAUUAAUAGAAAGUUGUAUGUCAUAAAAAAUGUAGUAAAGAUAUAAGCUUGUGGUAUGUCUCAUGCUUGUAACUCAGUUAGGAUAAAAUACCAAGUCAGCACUCUCACCUAUAUAUGUGCAAUGUGUAUACACUGUUUAGCAAUAUGUAUAAUACUUUAUAAUGUCAUAUGUAGUUGUUUAUGUACUAUGUUAUACUAUGGGACAUUUAAUCGGGUUAUGUAUAUUUUCUGUUGAGAUAUUGAGACUGUAUGAGAUUUCAAUAUAUUGGAAAUGGGAAAUCAAUAUAAUGUAAACAGAAGGGAAACCUGAAGUUGCUGUUCCAUAUUUUUUACAGAGCCAAACGAGACAUGCUACAGUAUAAUUUAAGCAGUAUUAUUAAGUAAUUUUGAUUUAAUUGUUGUUGUAAAUUUUUGUUGAAUACUUAUUUAACCACGGUGCACUACUUUUAUGUUUUAAUGUUGACCUAUUUCUUUUUCAACAAACAAAACAAAUUUAUUGUUUGUUUUAGCAAGUUUUCUAAAUGUUUUUAAAUGAUCUUUCAAUUGUUGUGAAAUUAUGUUUGAAAAAAAAGUAUAUUAUGUCUUUUAGUCCUGUUUAAUAUAUAAUAUUGCCUGGGUUUUUUUUUAGAAAGUCUUUUUACAAAUUGCCUUGGAUUUUGUACUUUCAUUUUCAUUUAAAAGUAUAUUUUUAGUCUUUGAUCAUUUAAAUAAAGCAUGAUAUAAUUAUUUUCUUUAUAUAGAAUAAUUAAUUUUUAUACAAACACCUAUUUUGAUAGAAAUGUAAAUGUAGAUUUAUUCUUCAGGCUGAUUUUUCCUUGUUGUUUAUAUGUUUAAAGCUGAAAUUUGAUAUGAAAAAGAAGUUUAUUCUGUCCAUUUUAAAUGUGAUAUUUUGUUUUGACCAUUCCGUCCUAUUUUUGUUGAUUUGACAGUAUUUAAGAUUUACGAGAUAUUUAUUGUUUUACCUGAACUGUGAUAGUGUUUCAAUAUUAUGUAGUUACUGUUAUCCUUUUGUUGAAGUUUCUCUGGUCUUUCUUUCUAAGGGAGAUAAUAACAAAUGUACACCAAUUUUAUUCAUUAAAAUAUUUUUUCAAAACAUUUUUAACGUU